AUGCGGGGCAGAUCCACGCGUAUCACUGUCAGUGUCAUCCGCCCCGAGGCGGAUUCUGACAUCAUCAGCCUAGAAGUCGGUGGAGAUAUGACUAUUGAGCUCCUCAAAGCCAUCAUCCAGAGUGAAACCUCCAUCCCACCCGAAGCCCAACAGCUCGUCUACAACAACCAACUCCUCCAGAACUCUGCACAAACCCUAGACCAAGUCGGUAUCGGAGAGGGUGACAUGCUAGGCGUUCACGUCAACUUCCGCACAGGUCCACCACAGCUACCCCCACGCUCCGGCCCCAGCGCACCACGACAGAACCAGAUCGCACCACGCCCCGGCAUGCCCGAUCCCGAAACCAUUCGUCUACAUAUCCUUGGGGAUCCGCGCGUGCGGGAGGCCGUUCGUCGACAGAACCCCGAGCUGGCCGAGGCAGCAGAUGAUGCACAGCGGUUCCGGGAGGUGUUGGUAUCGCAGCAGCAGCGGGAGGCGCGACAGGAAGCGGAGAAGGAGGCGAGGAUUGCAAUGUUGAAUGCUGAUCCUUUUAACCCGGAGAACCAACGGGAGAUUGAAGAGAUUAUUCGACAGAAUGCUGUGACGGAGAAUUUACACAAUGCUAUGGAGCAUCAUCCUGAAUCUUUCGGUCGCGUGACUAUGCUCUACAUCCCCGUCGAAGUCAACGGUCACCGACUAAACGCCUUUGUUGACUCCGGCGCACAAGUAACCAUCAUGUCGCCCGAGUGUGCAGUCUCCUGCAAUAUCAUGCGGCUGGUCGAUCGACGCUACGGCGGUAUCGCCAAGGGUGUAGGAACUGCCCCGAUCCUGGGACGAGUGCACUCGGCCCAGAUCAAGAUCGGAGAUAUGUUCCUGCCCUGCUCGUUUACAGUCAUGGAAGGCAAACAGAUUGACCUGUUGCUGGGCCUGGAUAUGCUACGACGACACCAGGCGUGUAUUGAUCUCCAGCGCGGGGCUUUGGUGAUUCAAAACCAGGCGGUGCCGUUCCUCGGUGAGGCGGAUAUUCCGAAGCAUCUGACCGAGGAAUUCGAGGACGAGCCCACUGUGAAGGGAUCCGAUGGGGCAGAGGUGGGUGCUCGUACGGGAGCGGUGACGCACCAGGCGAGCCGACCGCAGGGAUCGAGUGCACCGCCUACACCGGCCCGGCCACCACCCACCUCGCGAUGGCCACAGGACUCGAUUGCUAAGAUCACGGAGCUGGGAUUCUCGCGGGACGAGGCAGAGCGGGCACUGGAAGCCGCGAACGGGGAUUUGGAUGGAGCCAUUGGAUUCUUGAUCUAA
Molecule: messenger RNA, 1281 nt
Organism: Penicillium odoratum
Lineage: Eukaryota; Fungi; Ascomycota; Eurotiomycetes; Eurotiales; Aspergillaceae
Gene: ddiA
Product: putative DNA damage-inducible v-SNARE binding protein Ddi1
Exons: 3
Coding region: 1-1281 (426 amino acids)
Biological process (GO): proteolysis
Molecular function (GO): aspartic-type endopeptidase activity; protein binding
Source: RefSeq, a predicted model, not a curated record